AUGUAUGGUCAGUGUUGGGUGUCCUUCAGUCCUGUCUGUCGUUUCUCUUUUCAUCAUCGCUUGUGAAUGUCCAGAUUGUAAAACUCAGGUUUUCUGAUCACGGUGCAGCUAGUUAGUUACUUGUAGCCAACGGUACACCCGCGAAGCUAGCUUUUUAACUUACACUUGAUAAAAACUGUAGAACUUGCUAUGCACGAAAUGGAUUGCAGAGUGCUUUCAAUUCAGAGUCAUGUUGUCAGGGGAUACGUUGGGAAUAAAUCGGCAUCGUUCCCUUUGCAGGUGUUGGGGUUUGAGGUGGACUCCAUCAACUCGGUGCAAUUCUCCAAUCAUACGGGCUACGCCCAUUGGAAAGGCCAGGUGCUGACUGCAGAUGAGCUGCAUGUUCUGUAUGAAGGGAUCAAGCUCAACAAUGUGAACCACUACAACUACGUGCUAACAGGGUACACCAGAGACAUGUCCUUCCUGGAGAUGGUGGUGGAUAUCGUGCAAGAGCUUAAGAGGGCAAAUCCUAACCUUGUGUAUGUAUGUGAUCCGGUGCUGGGAGACCAUGGCUCUAUGUAUGUUCCUGAGAACCUCCUUCCCGUGUACAAGAACAAGGUGGUCCCGGUGGCUGAGAUCAUCACACCCAACCAGUUCGAGGCAGAGCUGCUCACUGGGAAGAACAUUGGUACGGAGAAAGAUGCCGUAGAGGUGAUGGAUCUCCUCCACAACAUGGGUCCUGACACGGUGGUCAUCACCAGCUCUGAUCUGCCCUCUCGGCUGGGUGAUAAUUACCUUGUAGCCAUGGGGAGCCAGAGAACAGUGAAGGCGGACGGCACCAAGUCAACCCAGAGAAUCCGGAUGGAGAUCCCAAAAGUGGAUGCUGUGUUUGUUGGGACUGGUGAUCUCUUUGCUGCUAUGUUGCUGGCCUGGACUCAUCACCACCCCAAUGACCUCAAGACUGCCUGUGAGAAGACGGUCUCUGUCAUGCACCAUGUUAUUAAGAGGACUAUAUCCUAUGCCAAUGAGAUGGCUGGGCCUGGACAAAAGCCUAGCCCAGCCCAGCUGGAGCUGCGGAUGGUUCAGAGCAAAGCGGACAUUGAGGAUCCGGCCAUCGUGGUGCAGGCAACAGUGCUAUAGAGCACCCUCUUCGGCCCCCGAGACAACCGCACAAUGUAUAGAUGUGCAUUUUGACCUGUAAUGUGACAUUGCCUUAGAAUCUCUUGUGGAGCGCAACAUUUCCAUAAGCCAAGAUCAGCGAGGUGUCGGCGGAGGACUGUGGAGGGGCAGCUGCCGAGGGAGAGUGGGUGUUCUCCCCCUCCAGAUCUCUCUCGCUCCCUCUCUGGCUCCUCCCAACACCUCUGCAUGUCCUGCGCAUGCACACCAACACAGCAGGCCAGACACUGUCAUACACUGCAUCUCUCAGGCUUAACCAUGACCGGACUGUGUGGGACUAUGCUCCUGUACUUUUGGGUUCAUUUUCGCACUAUAUUAGGAAAUGACGAUAGAGGCUUUAUUUACAUUCCUUGACUGCGAAUUGGUGUUCAUCCAGCAGGUGGUUUUUGUGGUCCUGUCGCAAACAUGCAGCCCCUGGACAGUUAGGAAGCAGCUGAGUGUGACUUUGAAUUUCAGAACAAGCCCCUCCACUAAUCACCAAGUGCUCUGUAAACCUUGUACAAGUUACCACUGUUGUGCACAACAUUGCAAGCAUAAAACAGUACUUGCAUCACUUUUCAUUGAUGGACAUUCAUUUCUUUAGGCCUGAAGGUCUGAUAAGUAUUGGGAAAUCAUUUUCAGUAGCUUUAUUAAAAUUAUUGAAGAAAUGUAUCCGCUGUGCUUUGUAUGAAACAUGGAUGUCUUAUGCAGUUCUUAGUCUUGCACAACUCCAAUUCCAUGUCAUUUACUUUUUUCCCUUUAGAAUGCUAGAAAUCUGAGAUUUCAGAUUUUGAAAUUAUGCUUUUUGUUGAUGUAUUCAUUUAACUUAAUGUCAGUCUGUAAUCCAUUUAUUGUGACAUGCAAUUGUUUUAAUUUU
Megalops cyprinoides (Indo-Pacific tarpon) is the source of this 2011-nucleotide messenger RNA. Its product is annotated as pyridoxal kinase-like. The transcript is spliced from 11 exons. The record is from RefSeq and is a predicted model, not a curated record. The coding region runs from base 190 to 1119 and encodes 309 amino acids. Gene Ontology annotation, biological process: pyridoxal 5'-phosphate salvage. Gene Ontology annotation, cellular component: cytosol. Gene Ontology annotation, molecular function: pyridoxal kinase activity. Lineage: Eukaryota; Metazoa; Chordata; Actinopteri; Elopiformes; Megalopidae.